UAGAAUGUGUGUCUGCACAACCUACUAGUCACUGGACUGGCUUCCUCUUUGGCUACUGCUCCAGCGUUUCCUGGGUGGGCCGGGCCGAGUCUCUUUCCCAGAACUCUAUGGACUUGUGCCGGAUAGCAGUUAUGGGCCAUUCUUUCGGUGGAGCAACAGUGAUCGAAGCACUCUGUAAAGAGAUCAACUUCAAGUGUGGCAUUGCCCUGGACGCAUGGAUGUUCCCCCUGGAUGAGGAGAUCUACGCCAGGGUAAAGCAGCCUAUCUUCUUCAUCAACUCUGAGAAGUUCCAGUGGGCCGGGAACAUCAUGGCCAUGAGGAAACUGGUCCCACCUGACUCCUCCUCCACACAGAGGAAAAUGGUCACCAUUAAAGGAACGGUUCACCAGAGCUUCCCAGACUUCACCUUCCUGACAGGCAAUUGGAUCUGGAAGAUCAUGAAGCUGAAAGGAGAAAUCAACCCUCAGGUUGCCAUCGAUCUCUGUAAUAAAGCAUCGCUAGCAUUCCUGCAGCGACAUCUAGGUAAGGAUCUGUAUGGUGUUCAUUUGAUUUGUAAAGGAGGGUUGCUUCAACAUUUGCCUGGAAACCCGAUGUUGAAAUGCAUUCUACAUUUGGCAGAAAUUAGCAUUUGA
Messenger RNA from Oncorhynchus masou masou (cherry salmon), 632 nucleotides. RefSeq names its product platelet-activating factor acetylhydrolase-like. Bases 108 to 632 code for a protein of 174 amino acids. Lineage: Eukaryota; Metazoa; Chordata; Actinopteri; Salmoniformes; Salmonidae. The transcript has 3 exons. Gene Ontology annotation, molecular function: 1-alkyl-2-acetylglycerophosphocholine esterase activity. The record is from RefSeq and is a predicted model, not a curated record.